ACGGUACACAAGUGCGAGCGGAUAAAUGCAAAGCCAGCGAGCGCCAAUGGAAAAUCGAAACGAUAAACGAUGAAAUAAAAACAAACAAAUAGUCAAAUAAAAAAACAUGCUUUUUAAUUAAAAUUCACAAAAAAAAAGAUUUCUAAAAAAAGAAACAAAAUAAGUGGCAACAAAGUAAUUAAAGUGAAAUAAGUCAAGGAAAUAUUCCCAAGCAAAACAAAUUAAAUUCAAUUCAAUCUCCCCCAAACUUAAUAUCGGUCUUGUAACUCAAUUCCCGUUGAGGCCUCGAGUGUUACUUUUUUAAUUGAUUUCCAUGUAAUUGUAUCCCUAAUUGCCUCUUACGGCCAUGGUCAAGUGUAGAACGCAACGGAACGUGCAGCCAAAGAAAAUGUAUCAAUUUUCGAAAUUGUGAUCGGGCAAAAUGUAUCCUGAGAAGUUUACAAUACCUUUUUGAGGAACAACCAGAAACCAACCAACAAAAGGGAACCCCGCUAAAAAUAGAAACAACCUUUUAUGUGGCGGCAAGACGUUUUAACACCCGAAAAUACUUAAAAGGGAAAUACAACAUUCUUUUGUUGCCAUUCAACAAGAACAACAAAUACAACAACAAGAAUCUGGCAUCUAUCCUUUAGCACUAACCUGCUGUGAGAGAUGGUGAAAAGAAAAACUAAAUUCCAUUAAACUCUGUUCUAGCAAAUGUGCCCCGCGCCCCUACGUAGGUUCUCAACAACAAAUAGAAAACGCACCCGCACACACACACACAUCUCAACAAUAGAUUCCCAGCAGAGCCAAGACAGUUCAACGAUAAGAAAAAGAAAACGCUGUCAAUAGCAUCCAUUUGCCAAAAUAAAAGCUGAGAAAAAGAAACACAACAACAACUACAACAUUCAACAACAAAAGCAUUCAGUCGGUAGUUGAAGUAGAUAACAAAGGAGCACAAAAAAUGAGGUUAUUACCACAAAGCAAUGACAAAAGCUGGCCAAAAUAUAUACUAAGUAAUACUUGAGGAGGGCAGUGGAACAGACGAGGACGACGACCACAACUAACAGCCAACCAAGCAACCAACCAACCAACAUCAUUAUCGCCAACACCACAACCACCAUCAUCACUAUUAGUAUUACAACUAGAAAAACCAAAGAGCCAAGGAAGGGCAAGGAAAAAACGAAGUAUUUGCACCUCGAAUGUUGGAAUAUUUAUUUUUUUUGCUAGAAUAACUUAAGCAUAUAUUACAUAGCAACAAAAAUAAUAACAAGAGAAGCAGGAGCAGAUAAAAUACAACAGUAACCAUGAAUUUAUAUUUAAGUAUAUUACUAAUGAGCUUACUACCCCACUUGAGUUUGCAGCAACAACAACAGGAAUUGAAAGAUGAGCAACAAGGACUUACUAAUGAUAAUUCACCUCCCUCCCUAAUGUUGCCACAAAAACGCACCGGACUGGACCAACGUCCGACAAACAACCGAAAUGAUAACAAGGAUACAAAUGAUAUAACCAAAUGGUCUGACGUUGCCAACAUGGCUGGCGAUUCGGAUUCCAAUCAAGCUCAAGCAUCAAAUCUUGAAAAGCAUUUGAAACCCACGCUACAACUUUACGAAUGGGAUCAGAAUGAGUGGAUGCGCCGUUACAAUGCCAGCUUCAUUGCUGCCAUGAAUAGCUUCAAUCUCUCGAACACAAAUGACUCGUUAGACUAUGGCGAUGACGACUCGUGCGGCUCGCCCCAGAAUGCCGUCAUUAAAUUAAUAACUAUGAUUCUCUAUUCGCUAGUCUGUAUUGUAGGCUUAUUUGGCAACACUCUGGUGAUAUAUGUAGUCUUGAGGUUUUCCAAAAUGCAAACCGUCACAAACAUAUACAUACUCAACUUGGCCAUUGCGGAUGAGUGCUUCCUCAUCGGCAUACCCUUCCUGCUGUACACCAUGCACAACAACAGCUGGCAGUUUGGUGAGUACGCCUGCAAGGCCUACAUGGUGAGUACGUCGAUAACCCAGUUUACGUCAUCAAUUUUCUUGCUCAUCAUGUCGGCCGACCGCUACAUUGCGGUCUGCCAUCCCAUAUCGUCGCCGCGCUAUAGAACUCCGACAGUGUCGAAAAUCGUGUCUGGCAUUGCCUGGCUGACGUCGGCCCUGCUGAUGCUGCCCGUCAUUCUGUUUGCCAACACGGUGACGAACGGCAAGCACACGUCGUGCAAUAUCAAAUGGCCGGAAGCCCAGAAUACCCAAUCGGGUACCACAUUUAUACUGUACUCACUGGCCCUGGGCUUUGCCACCCCGCUGACAUUCAUUUUGGGCUUCUACUGCUUGGUCAUACGGAAGUUGCACACAGUUGGUCCCAAGCACAAGUCCAAAGAGAAGAAGCGGUCCCAUCGCAAGGUGACAAAGCUGGUACUGACAGUGAUUACCGUAUAUAUCCUGUGUUGGCUACCCUAUUGGAUAUCCCAGGUGGCCUUGAUAACCUCGACACCGGGCAAAUGCGUCUCACGUCUGGAGAUAACCAUCUUUCUGUUGGCCAGCUGUCUGGUCUACUCGAACUCGGCCAUGAAUCCCAUACUCUAUGCCUUUCUGUCGGACAACUUUAAGAAGUCAUUUAUGAAGGCAUGCACCUGUGCGGCCCGCAAGGAUGUCAAUGCCCAGCUUCAGCUGGAGAAUAGCAUGUUUCCGCGUUUCAGUAAAUCGAAAAAUGCCGAAAAGCUUUUGGCCCCUAAUAAGGCGAAGCAGAGGGCUUCAUUUCGCCAAAGGGCUGGCAUGAAUUCGACAACAGCCACCACCACCACAGGUCACACGAAUGUGACAACCCUGGAGGCGAAUAGUUCGGUGGUGCCGUGCCAACAACAGUUGGCCAAUAAUAAUUUCCUGGCACCACCCAAACUAGGCUCGUCGUGUAACUCUCAGAAUUCAAAUCUCUUAAUGCCAGGGCCUAGUAGUGUUUGUACUGAAAACUCCAACCUUGAUAAUCUCUCGGAAUGUUCGGAGGGGGCUGUUGACAAGCCUCCAGUGUUACACACCGACUUAUAAGAAAGGCGUAAGACUAGAGUUCGGGAAUGUAUUGUUUUAUUGCAGUCGAAUAAUGUUCUAUAGCAUAGGCUGGGGCAUCAGCAUCAUCAGAAUUCACAUCAUCAGCAUCAGUAUCAUCACCACCAUCAUCCAUAUCAUCAGCAUCACAUGGUAGUAGCUGUAGGCUUAGAUAGUGUCCUAGAAACUGAGGAAUAGUUGUAAGUUCAAAGAUCAAAUUAAUUUAUAAAAUUGGGUUCAAAACCUCAACACUUUUUUGUUUAGAAAAAAAAAAAACGUGCUAGUCUUAUUGCCAAAAAAUAAUAGUUUUGUAAGUUUGGAGAAACAAAUUUUCUAUAUUAUCUGAAAAUUGUAUAGUUUUUUUUCUGGUAAGUUUAGAUGUUGAUAUUAUUAGAAAGGAGAAAAACUUUGUAAAUUUAAGGAUUUUAUUAGUGUUUUUAUUUUUGUAAUUGAUAAGUAUUGGGGGAGAUUGUUUUUAUUUUAACAAGGAAAACCAAUUAGAAGUACGAUUUUCUUGGAUUUUAACCAAUUGAUAAUAAAGCCAGCCUUGCGUUGUGUAAUAUUGAACCAGUGGUAUUUUUUAAUAGGUGAGAAGCGUCUCUUGGGAGUAUAGUUUAUGCAAAUGGAAGAAUUUUUAAUUCAGAAUUGUCUUAAGUAUAUGAAUAUAUCCCUGAAAGAGAUAGGUAUUUCUCAGAGGAUCAUAGAGGAUCUUUAAUUUUUAGUUCAAAUUUGGAACGAUAAAAUAGAACCUAUUUUUUUAUCAGCGUAUAAUGACUUCAUUAAGAAAUGGUAUAUAUAACAGAAAUAAAGUUUUAUAUGGAAGUAUUUAGGAAAAUUUAAGAAUUUCAACAAUUUAAAAACUUUAAGGACUUAAAUAUUUUCGUUCUUACAGAGAGAAAAGUCAUUACAAAGGAUACGUUUUUUUGGAGAAAUACCUCUUAAUUUUUUUUAUGAUAGAUUUAUAGAAAAAAUAUUUGACAGAGAAGGCAAUUUUAAGAAUCCGCCUCCGGUGUGGUCGUAUUAAAUUGUCUUUGGAUUGAAUUAAAAAAUCGUUUUGAGAGACAAAUUUACCUACCUGAGUUUUCACAAUUUUUUGCAUGAAAUUCGUCCUAAUAGAACUAUUUGGCCCACAAAGUACAGAAACAGAAAAGUGGUUUAAAUUUCAGAAAUAUAUAGGGUCCUCAAAAAAAAAAAAAAAAAAAUAAUAAUAAUAGUAAAUAAAAAAAUAAAAAACAUUUCAGGUAUUAAAAAGCUGGCAUUCACGUUCAUUGCUCCGAAAGUAGGAGCGCUCGUUGAUGACGAGCUUACUCUCCACUCUUUUAUUUGGGAUUGUUGACGAGUACUUUAAAAAUGAUUGAAAUUAAGUUAUAGUUUAUUUUAAGUUUGGAAUAGAGCGGAAAAAGUUAUUCUGUUCACUGAAACGUAUAAAAUAAGAAAAGCAACCACACUAUCCAUAUGCCUCUACCAAGAUUGGCAACAAUGAAAUUUUGUUUUUGUAUCUGUUGCAGUUUUAGGUUGAACAAAUCCACACUUUUUCAAAUAUAAUAACGGUAUGACAAAACCCAAAAUUUUUUUCGAUUUCGAGCUCAAUUCUAUCCUGUUCAAAAUCGAGCGUAGCAACCUCGUUCAUAUUCGAAUGACGUAGACUGGAUUUUCCUUUUCACUCUCAGAAGUUACACUCUUGACUAGAAUUUGAGCAUUUUUUUUAAUAUGAAACUUUUUUUUCUUCUGCACUCUCAGGAACUACACUCUUGACUAGAAUUCGAACAUUUUUUAAUGUGAAAAUCUGAAACUCUCUGAGAAUCUGGCUUUGUAGAGGAAUUUUUCAAUGUGAAACUGGAUUUUUUUCACUCUCACGAAAUAAUCUCACAAUACCUCGAAAUAUUCAUUGGAGGCUCCAUAUAGUACAUAUAUUCGUAAUCAUUUUAAAACUAUUAAUUGAUAUGAUAAUAUGACCAUCCUUCUGUCAAGAGAAGUGAAAUUGGCAUAGAAGUUUUUAUUACUUCCAAGGUAUUAAGUUAUAUCGGUCCCUAGUUGGGUAUAACACCAUAUACAGUUGCCUUCUAAUUUUCGGUAUUUCAAGGAGUUUGGUCACAGUUUCCAACCAAAUUAUCUAUAAUUUUGGGAUUCUCAUUGGCCUGUUUAACAUUUAGAAUUUAUUUAUUUUUCAGAAUUGUUUGUACAAUUUUUUUUGGAAAAGUUAGUUUUUGGACAUUAAACUAUGCCAUCUCCCGGAGCCUCAAGACUUCAUAAUUGCAUUCUUGGGAUUGCCAGAUUUGUCAUAUUUUCUAUCCGUUUUGCAUGUCUUGAUGUAAAAAUUACAAAUUAAGGAAUGUCUCUGCAUAUUUGGUUCAUGGUGGAAUAAGCUGAAAUUGUGUUCGUAUCUGAAAAAAAUACUCAUUUUCACAGGUAUUAAUACACCGGCCAUAAACCACCAAGUUUUAGAGAUUCAAGGGCAAUCUAUUUGGGUCAUUGUGUAAGUUUCAAUAUUUUUUUGGCUAUUUUGUUAAGAAAGCGAACUUAUUUAGACAAGAAAAGGGUUUAACGAACUCUCGAUAUUAACUGAAUUUUUUCCCCUACUUCAAAAAAGGACCAACUGCCGAAAAGAAAAGUUUUAAUUAAUUAAAUAAUUUUUUAAUAAUAUUUAACUUUCAUUUCAGAAAAUUUUUUGGUUGUAGGUCCAAAUAUUUAGUAAAUAUUUUCUUUUGCUUUUCUAAGUUCUCGAUCUUCUCAAAAUAUAAUAAUUAUCGAAUUUAACAAAUAAUACCAACUUCCGAACAAAAUCAUAAUUUCAAUGUACAAUGAUUUAUAGAAUCGACAAAAUGGAUCAAUAUUAUAUAAAAAUAGGGAAAUAAAUAAUAAAAAAUAAGAAAAACACAAAAAUAAAAUAUAAAAUAAAAAAAAAUUAUAGUUUUUUGGGAUACAAUAGUCAAUAUAUUUUCUUCAACUGAUGAAAAGAUCUUUGGGAAGUUUUGUCAUUUAAAGUAACCCCCUUUGACCAUCAUUCGGAGCUUUUAAAAAAGUACUGUUAUUUUUAAAGGCCACACUUUUGAUUAAAAGUCUGCAAUUGUUCAAAACUGUCCUCCAAAAUUUUAUUGGGGUUUCCAGGACAUAUCUAAAGUUGAAGGACACAGAAAAAAAAAUAU
This is a messenger RNA of Musca domestica (house fly), 6148 nucleotides long. Its product is annotated as somatostatin receptor type 5. The transcript is spliced from 2 exons. NCBI's taxonomy places the organism in Eukaryota, Metazoa, Arthropoda, Insecta, Diptera, Muscidae. Gene Ontology annotation, molecular function: peptide binding; somatostatin receptor activity. The coding region runs from base 1287 to 3005 and encodes 572 amino acids. Gene Ontology annotation, cellular component: neuron projection; membrane. The record is from RefSeq and is a predicted model, not a curated record. Gene Ontology annotation, biological process: G protein-coupled receptor signaling pathway.